AUGAGCUCUUUAAAUGAUGUUGAGUACCCCAGAAGGAUAUUGGACUACAUGGAGGGUUUCCUGGUGUCCAAGACCCUGUUUGCCUCCUGCGAGCUGGGCGUGUUCGACCUCCUGCUGGCUUCAGAGCGCCCCCUUUCUGCGGCGGAGGUGGCCCGGGGUUUGGGCACCAGCGAGGACGGGACGGAGCGUCUCCUGUCGGCCUGCGUGGGACUGCAGCUCCUGACGUCUCAUCCCAGCGACACUGAGGUCCUCUAUAGCAACACUGAAAUGGCCGAGACUUACCUCACAAAGUCCAGUCCACGGUCUUUGUAUCAUUCUAUACAAUACAACUCCAAGACCAUCUACCUGUGCUGGCACUACCUUAGUGAUGCAGUGAGGGAAGGGACAAAUCAAUAUGAGAAGGCUUUUGGUGUGAGCUCCAAGGACCUGUUUGAAGCCCUGUAUAGGUCCGAUGAAGAGAUGGUGAAAUUCAUGCAGCUCAUGAACUCUAUUUGGAACAUCUGUGGCAAAGAUGUGGUGACGGCCUUUGACCUUUCACCCUUCAAGACCAUCUAUGACCUUGGAGGUUGCAGCGGUGCGCUGGCCAAGCAGUGUGCGGCUGCUUACCCUGACUCCACCGUCACCGUCUUCGACCUCCCCAAAGUGGUGCACAUGGCCAAGGAGCACUUUGUGUCUGCGGAACAUGAGAGGAUCCUGUUCCAUGAAGGAGAUUUCUUUAAAGAGCCGCUCCCUGAAGCUGAGCUCUACAUUCUGGCCCGAAUCCUACAUGACUGGACGGACCAACGGAGCCUGGAGCUGCUCACCAAGGUCCAGCAGUCCUGCAAACCCGGUGGGGGCGUGCUGCUGGUGGAGGCGCUGCUUCACGAGGACAACAGCGGCCCGCUGACGGCCCAGCUGUACUCCCUGAACAUGCUGGUGCAGACGGAGGGGAGGGAGAGGAAGGCCUCGGAGUACACCGCCCUGCUGACCGCCGCCGGCUUCUCGCACGUCCAGGUGCAGAGGACCGGAAAGAUCUAUGACGCCGUGUUGGCCAGGAAGUAAGAGGCCGCACAAACCGGCUUUUGUGCUGUUUGAUGUAAACCGCAGUGCUCUUGACUCAGACACAAUGAGGAAUGUUGUUUUCAGUGUAAAAGAGUCUCGCAAGCUGUAUUCGUGACGGUCUUCAAGCAUGCUCGUGGUCAUAUUCAGGACUCGCAGUCCAACACUUGGUUGCAUUUAAACACAAAUUGCUUUGAACGUUAAUCUAAGGCUGGUACUCCCAAACAUGGUCUGGGAUGUUUGUCGAGUGAUAUAAUUUACAUCAUGUAGAGUGAUUGUGCUGAAUUAAAAGUAUGAUUAUAUAUUUUAUAUGAGUCUCUAAGAGUGUAGUCUUCUAUGGCAUGAGCUUAGUGUGUAUAUUUCAGGUUUUUUUUUAUAGUAGCCA
Molecule: messenger RNA, 1423 nt
Organism: Conger conger (European conger)
Lineage: Eukaryota; Metazoa; Chordata; Actinopteri; Anguilliformes; Congridae
Gene: asmt
Product: acetylserotonin O-methyltransferase
Exons: 8
Coding region: 1-1041 (346 amino acids)
Molecular function (GO): O-methyltransferase activity
Source: RefSeq, a predicted model, not a curated record